This is a messenger RNA of Rotaria socialis, 456 nucleotides long. The record is from the annotation of a GenBank genome assembly. NCBI's taxonomy places the organism in Eukaryota, Metazoa, Rotifera, Eurotatoria, Philodinida, Philodinidae.
AUGCCUGAUGUUCUUACUAAAACUGGCACUCCUUCAACGACACGGGUGUGGCGAUAUUUUUUUGAUCAUCAGCCUCCAUUGACAAAAGAUGAAAACCGCAAAUGUAUUGGUAUUUAUUGCUCUACGAUUGCAUCUCUGUCCGUUGUUUUUGGCAUUUAUUUAUGGUCAGGUUUAUAUCAUUUGAAAAAAUAUUCGAUUGCACCAACCAUUGUUCUACUUGCUAUUAGUUUUGUGUUAUGUGUGAUGAUAAUUAACUGGCUGACUAUUGGUGUCUAUGCUCUCAUUCGGCAGUGUCGUCAUCAUCAACAACAACAACAACAAGUUAAAGAGACCUCCGAAUGUAACAAUUCUUUUCGUUUCGCGAAUGUCAAGUCAUGGUUAAAAGAAAAGCUUGGCAAAUCGAAGACGACACCAAUCGAUGUUUCUAUCCAAGUACAUCAACAGCUCAUUGUUUAA